UCAGCAAGUUUACUUGUUUGAAUUAUUUUUCUAUAGCCCCAUGAACCUGAAAGAAAAAAGAGAAGGUCUAUUAAAAACAAAGUACAUGUUGACAAGUAUUCAGGCCCUCUGCAGAAUAUAGAAAAAGAAGAUGAUGAAACAGUGAAUACUGGUGAGAUCUGAAUAAGAUAGCUAUCUAUAUUUAUAAUUAAUAGUUGCUUUUAUUUUGAGAAAUUUUGCAUCCUCCCCUGAAGUCAAUAAUUAUUAUCCAAUACUCAUGUGUAAGUCUAGAAAUUGCAGUCAAAAAAUAAACCCAAAAAACCUGCAUCAACUUAUGCACAGGUCAGUGUGAAUACUGUAUGUUAAACUGUUAUCAGAAGAUGAACCAUUCCCUUUUCUGAAUAGAGUGGCGAAAGGGAAAGAGCUUAGUCCAUCCUGGGAGAAUCUAAACACUAUCCCCCUUUACUCUCUCUGUCGUGGCAAUGCUUUUGACCUUUUUGAAUACCUGGUUAGAAAUAUGACCAGACAGCUGAUCCCCUUGAGGUGACAUAGGUACUUUCUCCUCUCCAUGAAAUGACCCUCGACUUUUUAUGGGUCAUAUCAAAACCCAUAGUUUUGACCCCAAAACCUAUCCUUCAAUACAUGAAGUUGACUCAUACAUGAAUAUGCAUGGUAUUAUUAUUAUUUAAUCAUUUAUAUUCUGCCUUUUUCCCUUAAUGGGACUCAAAGCAUUUAACAACAUCUUAAAACAAUACAAGUUACAGUAGAAUCUAGGGACUGAGAUUUUGUUCCUCCGGAAGCAAUAAAUCCUCUCUCUUUGGGGUAUGCUUUAUCUUCAUGCAGAAGGUGUUGCAAAAACGCUGUAGCUGUACCAUGUUGUCACUUGAGAAUUCAGAGCUAUAUAAGACUUAAAGAACUGCACAAGACUAUGCUAAGGCUGCAGUCCUGUGGCAUGUUUCUUGAACUACUUUGAACUCAAAGGGACUUGCUUUUGAGUAGACAUAGAGUUGCUUGAUUAGUAAAGUAUGAUCCCAAAUUUAUUAGGCACUCUAAUUUAUUACACAGUAUUUAUUUUGUGAGAGUGAUGUGAUGUGAUGAUCAUUUGCAUGAAGGUGUACACAUAUGCUACUAUAUGUGGAGUUUUCUGGAUUAAUAUAAUCUUGUGGAUGUUUCCUUAGUGAUUCCAAAACACUAAUCCUCCAGGAUUUUUUUUGUUUGUUUUGUUUUUGGAUAUCAGCUUCCAGAAGCCUUUGCUGCCUUGGCCAAUGAUCAGGGAUUCUGGGAGUUGAGGUUCAAAACCUUUGGAGGACCACAGUUUGGAAAACACUGACUUAAACCUAAGUCCUGUUGCAGUUAGUGGUGUUAAUUUCUUGGUAAUAGAAUAGGAUUGCAGGCUAAUAAAGAGUUGUCACUAAAUAUCUCUAAUUAUAUUUUGUAUACAAUUUAAGGCAUUGGUUAGAUAAACUGAAUCAGUGUCAAUGACAUGCAUUCUGGAGUAACAUGAAACAGCAUUUUGUGUACUGGUAUCUACUAUGUGGAAUACUGUUUAUUCUGAUAUCAGAUAUAUUUUAGCAUCAUAUUGAAGAGGAACUUGGUAGUUCGGUUUUACCAAUAAUAUAAAUAUAUGUUUUAUAUUGUUUUAUGUUAUGUCUUAUCAUUGUCAUAUAUUACUUUCAAAUUUUUGAAUGUAAGUAAUUUGUUAAAAUUUGUUGUUAAAUAAAACAAGUCUAAUGUGUUUAUAUACAAAUGUUUAUUAAAAUGUAUAUGCAAAAAUAAAACAAUUGUUUUUGUAGUUAAAUGUCAAAAGCAAAGGUUAGCUGUUUGGAAGCAUACAUUAUGGGAGGGUUCUUGGGACACAUUCAGAUUAUUUCACUCUUUACCUUUACAUGUUAGGUUUUCCCUAUACCUCAAUAUGUAUUGAGGUGAAAGCUUACAGUUUUUAUCUCAAUAAGCUCUUAGAUGACAUUACACAGAACUACAUUAACACAUCAAGAAGUCAAAUUAUAACAUUUCUGACUUGUUGAUGUGAGCCAUAUUUGUAAGCAUUAUUAGCAUUAAUAAUGCAUGGUUGUGCAUAGGAAACUUCUCAAAGUUUGCAAGAUGACAACUUUUUUUCUUGAGAAAUUUAGAAUCCAAAGUUUGAUCCAGGGAAAUCAGCAGAGGAAAGGAAGUAGAGGAAGCUGUAUAACCAGAGAAGCUGUAUAUUGGGUUCCAGUUGCAGGUGGCUGGUCCUAUUUACAGCUGAGCCAAAAACAUAUACCAGACCUCAAAUAUGUUCAGCAACUCUUGAUCGAUUGAGAGAGUUUUCUAGCUCUAUGGAACAUCCAAGUAAAAGAAUUCAUGCUGAGGCUUUUCAUGAAACUCAAUCUCUGGAAUUUAAGAAAUGCAAUCAUUCUGUGACUGGAAAUGAGAAAAUAAGUGAAACUGCACAUCCUGAGAACAUUGAUAAGGAAAAAAUGUGUUUUAAUAUAAAUCAAUUUUCUGCUUCAAGUACAAGUUUUGAAAACAACCAAAAUUCCUCCAUCACUUCUAUCAACAAAUCAACCAAAGGCGGAUAUACACCACUUGAGCUCCAGUUCCUAGAAAUGAAAAACCAAUACAAGGAUGCUAUUUUGUGUGUUGAAUGCGGUUAUAAAUACAGAUUUUUUGGUGAAGAUGCAGAGAUUGCUGCUAAGGAACUGAACAUCUACUGUCAUAAAAACCACAACUUUAUGAGUGCCAGCAUACCAACUCACAGAUUAUUUGUUCAUGUUCGGCGACUAGUAGCAAAAGGAUAUAAGGUAGGAGUUGUUAAGCAAAUAGAAACAGCUGCUUUGAAGGCUGCUGGAGAGAACAGAAGCUCUCUCUUUGCCCGAAAGUUAACCGCAUUGUACACAAAAUCUACAAUUCUAGGGGAAGAUGUGAAUCCUCUGCUGAAAUUAAAUAACCUUGUGGAUGCUGAGGAAAUACCAUCUGAUGUCUGUGAUAAUUAUCUCCUCUGUAUCUCUGAAAGCAAAGAAAAUAUAAGGGAUAAGAAUCAGGAUGUUCACAUAGGUGUGGUGGCUGUCCAGCCUACUACAGGAGAAGUUAUUUUUGACAGUUUUCAGGAUUCUGCAGCUCGUUUAGAGCUGGAAAGUUUAAUUUUACGCCUGCAGCCUGUUGAGAUUAUUCUUCCCAAAGAUGUGUCUGAUCAAACAGAAAACAUUAUCAGUGCAGUCACUUCUUUAAGGUUGCAGGAUGAUAGAAUUCGAAUAGAGAGAAUGGAAAACAAGCUUUUUGAGAACAGCAGUGCUUUCCAGCUGAUAACUGAUUUCUAUAGCAAUCAAGUGCUUGAUAGUACAGGCUCCCAUGCCUUAUCAGUACUUGUAAAGUUGGAUAAGAUAGUUUUAUGCUCGUUGGCUGCUGUAAUUGUGUAUCUGAAACAAUUUAAUUUGGAAAGGAUACUCUACAAUCCUAGUAAUUUUAAGAUGCUAUCAAGUGAACCUGAAUACAUGACACUUAAUGGAAUCACGUUAAAGAAUCUCGAAAUCUUACAGAAUCAAAGUGAUAUGAAAAGUAACGGCAGCCUGUUCUGGAUCCUGGAUCAUACAAAAACCUCAUUUGGAAGACGAAGGCUAAAGAAAUGGGUGACACAACCGCUCUUGAAAUCAAGUGAAAUUAAUUCCCGACUUGAUGCAGUAUCUGAGGUCCUCAUGUCUGAAUCAAGUGUCCUUAUUCAAAUCAAGACUCUUCUGCACAAAAUGCCAGAUGUUGAGAGAGGAAUCUGCAGUAUUUAUCACAAAAAGUGUUCCACUCAAGAGUUCUUUCUAAUAGUUAGCACACUCUCUCAGUUAGAAGCUUCAAUCACAGCACUGGUUCCAGCUAUACAAACUCAGGUGCAAGCAGCAUUAUUGCGUAAGAAUCUCUUGGAAAUUUCUGAUUUGCUUUCUCCAGUGAAAAAGUAUUUAAGCAUACUUAAUGAAGAAGCAGCAAAAUCUGGAGACAAAACCCAACUGUUCAAGGAUCUCCAAGAUUUUCCUUUAAUAAGGUCAAGGAAGGAUGAGAUUCAGGCAGUACUCUAUCAAAUCCAGAUGCAUCUUCAGGAUAUACGAAAAAUAUUGAAAUGUUCAUUUGCUGGUUAUGUAACAGUAUCAGGACAAGAGUUUCAGAUUGAAGUUAAGAACUCGCUUGUGUUUUCUGUACCAUCUGACUGGAUUCAAGUUAGCAGCACAAAAGCUGUCAGCCGUUUUCACACUCCUUUUAUUGUAGAAAAUUACAGGCAUCUGAAUCAACUACGUGAGCAGCUAGUCCUUGACUGCAAUGCAGAGUGGCUACGCUUCUUAGAUGAUUUUAGUGAUCAUUAUUACUCAAUCUCUAAAGCUGUGGGUCACCUAGCAACUGUGGACUGCAUUUUUUCCUUGGCUGAGGUUGCCAAACAAGGAGAUUAUUGCAGACCUGUAGUAAAAGAUGGAAGAUCAGAGAUAAUGAUAAAAAAUGGGAAGCAUCCAGUGAUAGAUGUGUUACUGGGAGAGCAAGAGCAAUAUGUUCCCAAUGAUACACACAUAGUAUGUGAUGGUCAGAGGGCAAUGAUAAUUACUGGCCCUAACAUGGGUGGAAAGAGUUCUUAUAUAAAGCAAGUUGCGUUGAUUACUUUGAUGGCACAGAUUGGUUCCUAUGUACCAGCUGAGGAAGUGAGAGUUGGAAUUGUGGAUGGUAUAUUUACCAGAAUGGGUGCCACAGAUAACAUAUUCAAAGGCCACAGUACCUUUAUGGAAGAACUAACGGAUACAGCUGACAUAAUUAGAAAAGCAACUUCACAUUCACUAGUAAUUUUGGAUGAACUUGGGAGAGGAACCAGCACACAUGAUGGAAUUGCAAUUGCUUAUGCUACUUUAGAAUACUUCAUUAGAGAUGUGGGUUCACUGACACUGUUCGUCACCCAUUACCCUCCCUUAUGUGAAUUAGAAAGAGCUUACCCAAGACAAGUUGGGAACUAUCACAUGGCCUUUUUGGUGAAUGAAGAUGAUAGUGAGCAAAAAAGAGGAAUGAAAGAUGAAGAAAAUCCUGAAUUUGUCACUUUCCUGUAUCAAAUAAAAAAAGAAGUUGCUGCAAGAAGUUAUGGGCUAAAUGUUGCUAAACUGGCAGAUGUUCCUGAAGAAAUCCUUAAAAAAGCAGCUCACAAAUCAAAAGAGCUGGAGAGAUUUGUGGAUAUUAAAAGAAAAAGGCUGUUGAUCUUUGCUGAAUUAUGGAAUAUUCACAGUGCUGGAGAACUGCAAAAAUGGAAAAAUAUGUGUGAAUCAGAUCAGAUACAACCUUAACAUUUCUUCAGACUCUCCCAAAUGAAAAUGGAAAUAGCACAGGAAAUUUAAGAUAACUGAUUAGACAAAGAAAGACAUGCAAACUGAAAUUUCAGAGCCCUUAAUGAAUAUAGUGGUGGAAUUUAGAUGGCUAAUAUAAUCAGGGUUGUUUAAUUCAUAUAAACUGGCUCCAAUUAUAUUGUUUGGAGCAAGUUGCUGGAGGACAAUCUUGUGGGACAAACUAGACAUCAGAAGAUCCACACCCUUUUUGUUUUUGAAAUGCAAUUAUAUAAAAAGAAAAGACAAACCAAGCAACUCUACAAAUAAUCCCCAGUUUUACAAAUAGCAACAAAAUUAAGCACCUGCUGAUUUGUCCUAAAAUUUGAACUCAUCUUAGUUUUCUCCACUUUUAUCUUCUUUCUUUUCCUGGACCUUUUUUUGAGUUCUAGCCGAUUUUUUCCAUUUUGUUUUAUCGACGGGGAGCUGAGGAAGUCCGUAUCUCUAAAUAGGUCAUUGUGUGAAGUUUACUUCUUCUUUUUUUUUUUUUUUUUUGGCCUUGCUGAGUUUGAAUCAGGAUCUGCUGGUGUAGAGAGUGCAGUUACUAUAUGUCAUGGCACUGAGUAAGCUGACUUAGACAAAAUGCAAGGCAUGUUCUUCAGGGCAGUGUGAAUGGGUACUGUGAGCUUGCAGAGCAGGCAGUCAUCAUAGGAGAUGGCUGUCUCAUGAAAACCUUAGAAAAGGGCUGGACAGUUCUUCAGUAGAAGACCGGAUGAAUCUGGAUAUCGCACCUGUACUCAUGAGGCCAGGAAAUGUAGGUCAGCAUAGGAUAUGGAUGACCUUUACACUGCCACACCAGACCCAUCCACUUUGCCCCCUUCUGCCUUUUCGUGCUGACCCUUUCUUGCUCUCUCAUUCCCUCAUUUGUCACCCAGAACAUUCAUGUUUAAAUUCAACAUUUAAAAAAGCUGCUAAGGAGCUGAGGUACCUUUCAUCUCUUGAACAAUUUCUAGUUGAAAUCAUUCUGAACCACAUUGCAGAGAAAUAUAUAGGUAUACCAGAUGGCUCAUAAUUUGUUUUUCCUUUUUGGAUAAACAACAAGGGGGGAUACUUUGGGAAAACAUAUGCAGAGUGUUAUGCCCAGAGUCGCUUUUAAUUUUGAAACAAAUGAACAAGUGUGUGAGAUCCAUCAAUGGGUCUUCUGGUGUCUAAUCUGUUUUGGCAGCCCGUAAUAGAACUACUGCAUCAGAAAAUCACGGAAUGACCCUUUAACAUGGGCUUUAACAUCAGGGAUACAUACAAGGGCUAUAAUAAGGUGUAGAAGAUUUUGUUGGAAGAAAAAAAUCGAAUGUAUCUUUCUUUUACCAGAAUUGUCAAUCCCAACCAUCCUCUUAUAUUCUGAAAAUUUGUUCUAGAGACUUGAGGAAACAGUGGGUCAAGUUUUUGGUGCCAUGGAGUCCUGCAGAGGGGCAGAUAAGGGGGAAGAAGAGAAAUGAUAUCUUGAUUUUACUGAGAUUGAUAUGGAGGUGCAUCAUGAGAUCUUGUCCUAUGUGCCUAGACCAUAAGAAUUAUUUAAAUACAAUAGACAUGUUCAACGCUAAUGUUUAGUUUUUAAUAUUCCUUCCUAAUAUCUAAUCACUGAAAAUAGAAGUAUUUUAUUAAAUGUCCUCAUAGGAUGUUUCACAAAGGCAAUUCUUGCCUAUGUCUGCUCCAAAAAUGUACUUAAUUAAAACACAUAUUUUGCUGUUAGAUGAAGUUAAUUGGAAUUAUUGAUAGAAAAAUCAUGAAAAUCAUAAAUUAUAGAGAUAUAGUCUUGUAUUAGAGAAAAUGUUCUUUAAAGACUACAUUUUGUGUCUGGAUCAGUUACAAUGACCAAAUAGUAAAUCCUUUGAAUUAAUAUUUAUUAAUGUUUAUUUGUGAAGAUAGUUGAAUUGAGCUGUAUCAAGUCUAAGGAGAGAGUACAAGAAAUCCAAUUUAAACUACAGUUUAACUCAGGAAAGAAUAAUGCAAAUGAUUAAACCAUUUAAAGCAGGUUAGAACCAUUUAAAAUUAUGUAUAUGUACAGACUGGAUAAAAUAUUCAGAUCAGAAAUUUUUGUAAAAUAAUAUGAAAGUUCUGUUUGCCAUCUGUUCAGUUGUACAGAAGUGUAUCUUCAUAUUUUAUAGAAUUAGAUUUAAUUUUUGAAAUGUGGGUACUGUUUGCUUGCAUGACUGCUGCAUUAUCAGCCUUGUGAUGAUAAUACUCCUGUGGUGAUCGUGCCUCAGUAUUGCCACUCUUCCCAAGUGUGUACAACUACCAGGAUGCUCAGUGAAUUCAACUUCUGACAUAUGAAAAAAGAUAUUCCUAAUAUAAUGGGCCGUUCACCUAACUUUUUGCUCUCACCUAGCUAAAGUGGUGGUAAGUGAUAUACUACCCAGGCAGCAGAUGUGGUUAUGCUGAAAAAAAUAAUAAAUGUUUAUGAGAUACAAUUCAA
Anolis carolinensis (green anole) is the source of this 7704-nucleotide messenger RNA. It is a transcript of the gene msh3, whose product is annotated as mutS homolog 3. Gene Ontology annotation, cellular component: nucleus. Gene Ontology annotation, biological process: mismatch repair; mitotic recombination; somatic recombination of immunoglobulin gene segments. The transcript is spliced from 23 exons. Bases 2295 to 5255 code for a protein of 986 amino acids. The record is from RefSeq and is a predicted model, not a curated record. Gene Ontology annotation, molecular function: ATP binding; ATP-dependent DNA damage sensor activity; mismatched DNA binding. Lineage: Eukaryota; Metazoa; Chordata; Lepidosauria; Squamata; Anolidae.